CAAUACGCGCUGCUCUUAUUCAAUCCUCUGAUAAACCCUAGCCUGGAGACGAAUCCCAUGAGACGAUUCGUGCAGAGAUUCCCCAGUUCAUUGGCUCGAAAUCUCAUCCACCACCCUCCCACGAUUCUCCGACAUCCUAAGAUCAACCCUCGCCUUAUUGUUCCUUCACUCAACCGAGUUACUUCCCGGUUCGUCUUCUUCUCUUCCGAGUCCAACCCGGCGCGUGGCUUGGGAAGCGACGAGGUUGUUUCUAAAGAAGAGCUGAAGAAGAGAAUACAAAGCUUCUUGGAAGAUGGAGACGAGGAUGCGUUGCCUGAUUUGUUCGAGGCGAUGAUGACUAGGAAGUUGUCUGGGAAGCACGAUGAAAGUGACGAUGAGGUGAUGGAGGAGGUGCGUAAGUACCCAAUUAAUGACCCCCAUCAGGUCGAUGACAAUGUCGAGAGUGAUCAACUGAGCGAUGGUGACUCGUCUGAUUCAGAUGAGGAGAGUGAUGACCUGAGCGAUGGUGAUUCGUCUGAUUCCGAUAUAGAGUUUGAUGGUCUGAAAGAUGUUGACUUGUCUGGUCGUGGCAUCAAGAUCGAUGGCCUGAAAGAUUGUGACUUGUCUGGGCUUGGUAUCAAGAUUGGUGGUCUAAAGCCUGAUCACUCGUCUUAUUCUGACUCUGAAAGUGAUUAACUUGACUUACAUUACAUCCUAGUAAUCGAAGAUUUUUGAGAGGAAGCAACUGCAUAGUGAAUGGAACCAGAACAUGUUUUGGUGCAAGUUGGCCUUAAUUUCUAACUUUAGAACCAUGUGUUUGUACUUCCUUAGUGGUAAUACCUUAUAUCGUACUCUACUCUAAUGAAUUUAUGUAUACUUUUGAACGUGCUUUUUUAUUUAAUUUUAACUGUCCAACAA
Messenger RNA from Brassica napus (rape), 897 nucleotides. Its product is annotated as dentin sialophosphoprotein. NCBI's taxonomy places the organism in Eukaryota, Viridiplantae, Streptophyta, Magnoliopsida, Brassicales, Brassicaceae. Bases 58 to 675 code for a protein of 205 amino acids. The transcript is spliced from 3 exons. The record is from RefSeq and is a predicted model, not a curated record.